UUCUCUUUUAGUCUAUUAAUAUAUAUAGUCUUAGUGAGAGUAAAAGAGAAAGAUUCCCGCCAUUUGCAAAUUUCGAUUUUCGCGGGAGGCCCCCUGGCUCCGUAAGACGCUCCACUGUUUCGGGUGAAGCACUGAUAAUUCUGCUAGACGAUACUUUGCGGGUAUUAAGCAAAAUCGUUUUUAUUAAGGUUCCGUAGCCAAAUGGCAAAAAACGGAACCCUUAUAGAUUCGUCAUGUCCGUCUGUCUGUCCGAUUAUGUCACAGCCACUUUUUAAGUACUUUUAUUUUUACGUAUCUGUGGCGUUUCGUGACGUUGCGCUUAAUUACAAUAAUUUAAUAUGCAAAAUACCCUUUAUUUGCAUUUUAGUGUCAGAUUUUUAUUUGUGCAUGUUUAAUGAGACUAAUGACAGUGCAUGCACUGCAGUGUGUGUGUCAUGACACACGAAAGCAAACUCAAAACAGUUUAUUAGUGUAUUUCGCUAACUUUGCACCUACUAUAAAAGACCAAAGUGAGUUAGUGCCAUCAUAAACGAUUUUUCAUAUAUUUUUUACACUAUGUCGGUGGCAAAUAAGUAUACGGCCCGCUUGACGAUACCGCUGGAUGCUGCUAGUAACCAUCUCCCUCGUGGCCGGCUUCCUGACGCUCUCCAUGAACCUGACGCAGCUAGUCACAGAACCCCCCCUCGUCAUCAGCCUGCAGAACGCCCAGCACUCCAUCGAGCAUCUGGCUUUUCCAGCUGUCGCAUUAUGCAGCUUUAACGUUAUCAGCCAACGGAAGUUGAAUGCCAUUUCAGCCAAAGUAGCCAGUGUGGGCCAGAACCGCACCUACUCUGCUAGGGCUAUUCGCUGGAAUCUACUAGAUUCUGGCGCCCUACUGACCCUGCCGCUGCUCAAGGUGGAUCUCCAGUUUGCGCACUAUCUCUCUAAGAUUGAUUCUAGCGGAGUACUGAACGUUACGUCACUUAUGGUCGAGCUAGCCCCGAGUUGCGAGGAAGUCUUGCUGAAAUGCUCCUGGGCUGGUAGAGAGAAACCCUGUGGGAGAUUGUUCGCAACUCGCAUUACCUCCGUUGGAGUUUGCUGCGUGUUCAACGGUCGAUAUGAGGAUUUCGAUCGCCAGACCCCUCCGAAGAUCUUGGACAAGGUCGGUCCAGAAAAUGGUCUCUCGGUGGCCAUCAGAGAAGACGUUAAUGACUUCGCUUAUGUGAGGAAACCAUCAAGUGGCAUUGAGGUGCUGAUAUUCGACGGCACCGAAUACCCGUUCCUAGAAGGCGGGUCCGUACGCGUGCAGCUCGCCCCCCGCGAGACCUCCUCGUACUACACCAUCUCCGUCCGCGCGCAAGUUGUCAGCCCAGAGAUCGUCUACUUCACUGAAGCUUGGCGUGGCUGCCGCAUAUCCAAUCCCAGCCCCGCUCUCGCCAGCCGAAGCUACUCCUGGUGUCUGCUGGAGUGCCGCCGCAACGCCGCGCUGCAGCUGUGCGGCUGCGUGCCCUACUCGCUGCAACCAAGGCAGGAGCGGGUUUGUACUCUCAACGAGCUCAGCUGCUUGAACAAGCACCGAGAGAAGUUUAUGUACUACCACCCCAUGGGCUACACCUUGGAAGACCCGCACGGGGAGACCCUAAGCGAGGAGCUGCAGGAUGCCCUCUUCUGUUCAGAGUGCUGUGCGGAUUGCGCUCGCCCCGUCUACUACGUGACAGCAUCCUACGCACCGUAUCACGGCCGGCAUAAGUCAGUGUUCUUGGACAAAUUCACACACGGCCUGUCACUGAUAAAUACGAGCGUGUUCCACUUCUUCUACUCGUCGGAAGACCAGUAUCUGUACGCGGUGAUGAGUAACUCGGACUGGUACGAGACAAUCGGCUCAAUCAGCAGCCAAUGUGUGAUUCUCCUGGGCAUCAGCCUGGUGGCCGUGUUCGAGUUAGUGUUCCACUGCACCGUUAGAUGGCGCCACCAUUAUAAGCGGCGCAGGAGACUACGAAUACAACAGAAGGCAUUCGCAUAAUAGAUUAUUAUUAUAAGUUAGUUAGUUUAAUUGUAAGUUACUUUUAUUAUGUGUUUUUGUACAAUAAAGAGUUUACUACUACUACUGCUAUUAUAGUUGCAUAGUUUUAUGGUAUUAAUGAAUAUUGAGCGUUGCGAGGGUUUCAAGGCACGAGAGUUAAACAAACUUUGCCUCCGAGUGAAACACAAAAUUUUUCACCACGCCAAUGCGAGGAAAAUACUAACUGUGAAAUAUCAAAUAAA
Cydia pomonella (codling moth) is the source of this 2244-nucleotide messenger RNA. RefSeq names its product pickpocket protein 28-like. The transcript is spliced from 10 exons. Gene Ontology annotation, biological process: sodium ion transmembrane transport. NCBI's taxonomy places the organism in Eukaryota, Metazoa, Arthropoda, Insecta, Lepidoptera, Tortricidae. The record is from RefSeq and is a predicted model, not a curated record. Gene Ontology annotation, cellular component: membrane. The coding region runs from base 602 to 2002 and encodes 466 amino acids. Gene Ontology annotation, molecular function: ligand-gated sodium channel activity.